AUGCACAAACCUCCUGCCGCCCCACCUAUCCCAACCGAUCGCCCAUGGCUUCUGAAUCCCAAAUACCCGGGUGCCGGCGUCUUCUACUACGCCUUCAUACACGAGGAUCAUCAUGGUUACAUUUUCAUGAGGAACGGCGAGCCAUGGCUGCAACUCGAAGACUACCAAAUGGAUUACUACGGAGGUCAUGGGACUCUUCUUGUCAACGUCGAGGAAUACCGUAACUUUCCCGGAAAUCUGGACAAAUUUCAAGCUGAACUUUCGACGCCGUAUCCAGUGAUUUCUCCAAGGCACUUCCAAAGCAUGAGCAAAAAGUCGUACAUCUACAAACGAGACCUGUUUCCUCAAAUGCAAAUGUUGACCAAGAUUCCAAACUUGAGAGCAGAUCAAGAUAACAAGCCGCUCAUACAGAUUAUGGCGAUUUAUUCGCGGACCAAGGAGGAGAUGAUGGAGGGAAAAGUUGAAUUCGCUCCUCUUGAAUUUGAGAACUGGGUGAAGCUUGGUAAGGAACUCAGCAGAAAAUUCCAAUAUGCGACGCAUCAGAAUAAAAAGUACAAGAUGAAACAGAAGAAUCAGAAGACGAUGAAAUUUGUGUUCGACACAUUGAAAGCGAUGUUGCCAGUGAACAGAUACGAUCCAGAGUUCACAUCUCUUCGCAAACUUUUGAUGAGGCUUCACGAGCUGAAACCAGUGGAAAACAACCAUGCAUUCUAUGAGUUCAUUCUUAACAUGAUGUAUGUCAUCAUUGAAGAAUUUGACAAGUUCAUCAAAGCCAACAAGUCGUGGUUUCUUCCGUAUCCUGUUGACCGGAAUCCAAUAACUGCUUAUGUUCGUGUGUUCAAGGAGAAUAAAAACAACUAUGUUCUUGGGUUUGAGCUAUUGAAAGAAAUGCAACGGUGUGGAAUGAAUACUGUUCAGCUUGAGGAGAUGCUUCAGGGUCAUAGACCAUUGUUUUGUCUUGAUAUUCGAAAUGUGCUCCAGCUGGAACUCAAGAAUGUGGAGCGCAUUGUCGUCGACAUUGUAAAAUCUCACAAAACGCCGGUAUGGUUUCCAAGCUAUGAUGGAACGUUCUGUCUCCAACGUCUUGACACAGUUCAGUAUUUUGUCAACUGGAUCCAUACCAAAAGAUAUUUCCAAGACGCCACGGAAGAGACCAGAGACAAGAUCCUUGAAGCGUUGAAACCUCUGAAGACAGUUGUAGACUACAUCCCGUUCAACUACCGCCUAAUCUCUGAAGCGGAAUUCAAUAAAACGAGAACAGAGAUUCUGGAAAAUCUCAAAAACGCUGGAAUCGUCCCACCUGCACAAAAGAGGGAAGUUCGACAGAUUCAUCCAGGCCUGUGGACGGAAAAGCAGUUGGUGGAAGAGUUGAAGUAUCUCGAUUUGGGCAGAACGUUUCCGGAAAUUUUGAAAAUUGGCAACAUCGUUCUCAAAAUCAAAGAAUUGAACCAUAUUCGCGAUGUUGACAUGUUUACAGCUGUCGAAAUGUUGCAGUCCUUCUGUAUCAUUCGACGACUUGGGAUUGCUCAUCACUUUAUCAUUUUCAAAGAGGAGUGGUUUGAGGGAUUGAUCACCCUGAGUGAUGACUCGCCGACGGAUUGA
Molecule: messenger RNA, 1602 nt
Organism: Caenorhabditis briggsae
Lineage: Eukaryota; Metazoa; Nematoda; Chromadorea; Rhabditida; Rhabditidae
Exons: 5
Coding region: 1-1602 (533 amino acids)
Biological process (GO): innate immune response
Cellular component (GO): membrane raft
Source: RefSeq, a predicted model, not a curated record